Messenger RNA from Acytostelium subglobosum LB1, 756 nucleotides. RefSeq lists its product as hypothetical. Gene Ontology annotation, cellular component: Golgi membrane. The transcript has 5 exons. The annotation marks the transcript as partial. NCBI's taxonomy places the organism in Eukaryota, Evosea, Eumycetozoa, Acytosteliales, Acytosteliaceae. The record is from RefSeq and is a predicted model, not a curated record.
AUGUUGGGAGGAGUUACUAGAACAUCAUCAUCACUGAACAGUGACUCUGUUCGAUUCAAACGAUUCGUACCUGAAUACUUUAGAAGGAUUAUGCAUUACCCGCAGAUGGACAUUGAGUAUACCUUUUGGAUAAUGUUCUAUCUAUGUUUCAAUCCAGCUAGAGUAUAUAGAAAUACAUCAUGGCAUAAACAGACAAAGAAUCAAUGGGCAAGAGAUGACCCAGCAUUUGUAGUUAUAGUAGUGUUCUUUAUGUCGAUAGCAUCAAUGUCAUACGCGAUAGCAUUUCACUAUCUAUCAGUUGUACACAUUAUAAAGACAAUGUUCUGGGCAGUCUUCUUUGACUUUAUUACAGUUGGAUUGGUCACUGCUACUGCUGGAUGGUUCCUGUCCAACAGAUUCCUGAGGGAGUCCUCACACCAUCACAGCGUCGAUCAGAAGGUAGAAUGGUUGUACGCCUUUGACAUCCACUGCAAUUCAUUCUUUCCACUCUUUAUCAUACUAUACGUUAUCCAUUUCUUCUUGUUGCCAUUCUUAAUGUCAACCAAGCUUAUAGCCACAUUCAUAUCAAACUCGAUGUUCUUCCUCUCAAUUGUAUACUAUUAUUAUAUAACGUUUCUUGGAUACAAUGCUUUACCAUUCCUGCAUAAUACUAGCGUGUUCCUUUACCCUGUUAUACUGGUCUUCACAAUCUAUGUACUGGCGAUAGUAUUCAACAUCAACUUUACAGUGCUGUUCAUGUCAUUCUACUUUGGAAAC